This is a messenger RNA of Phyllopteryx taeniolatus (common seadragon), 7146 nucleotides long. Its product is annotated as calpain-1 catalytic subunit-like. The coding region runs from base 1706 to 2755 and encodes 349 amino acids. Gene Ontology annotation, cellular component: cytoplasm. The record is from RefSeq and is a predicted model, not a curated record. Lineage: Eukaryota; Metazoa; Chordata; Actinopteri; Syngnathiformes; Syngnathidae. Gene Ontology annotation, biological process: proteolysis. Gene Ontology annotation, molecular function: calcium-dependent cysteine-type endopeptidase activity; calcium ion binding. The transcript has 15 exons.
CCACGUGUAAACAUGCAAAGCCUCACGCUCAACUGAGAGUCUGGGAAUGGGGGAGUUCAAGGGCUCUGUAUUACGUAAUAUGAUUAUGUAUCCCUUCCCAUGGGCUCACCACCUGUGGGAGGGGCCAUCAGGGUCCUUGGCGAUCUGAUCUCCGGCUACAGAAGCUGGCUCUAGGGACGUGGAAUGUCACAUCUCUAGCAGGGAAGGAGCCCGAGCUAGUGUGUGAGGUCGAGAAGUUCCGACAAGAUAGAGUCGGACUCGCCUCCACACACAGCUUGGGCUCUGGUACCAGUCCUCUCGAGAGGGGUUGGACUCAAUGGGGUGGGACUUCAAUGCUCACGUGGGGAAUGACAGUGAGACCUGGAAGGGCGUGAUUGGGAGGAACGGGCCCCCGAUCAGAACCCGAGCGGUGUUCUGUUAUUGGACUUCUGUGCUCAUCACGGAUUGUCCAUAACGAACACCAUGUUCAAGCAUAAGGGUGUCCACACGUGCACUUGCCACCGGGACAUCCUAGGUCGCAGUUCGAUGAUCGACUUUCUGGUCGUGUCAUCGGACUUGCGGCCGCAUGUCUUGGACACUCGGGUGAAGAGAGGGGCGGAGCUGUCAACUGAUCACCACCUGGUGGUGAGUUGGCGCCGAUGGUGUGGGAAGAUGCCGGUCCGACUUGGCAGGCCCAAACGUAUAGUGGAGGUCUGCUGGGAAUCCCCUGUCAGAAGGAGUUUCAACUACCACCACCGACAGAACUUUGCUCAUGUUCUGGGGGAUGAUGUGGUUCUGUUGGCUUCAUCAAGCCGUGAUCUCCAACUCUCACUGGAGCAGUUUGCAGCCGAGUGUGAAGCGGCUGGGAUGAGAACCAGCAUCUCCAAAUCUGAGACCAUGGUCCUCAGUCGGAAAAGGGUGGCGUGCCCUCUCCGAGUCGGGGAUGAGAUCUUGCCCCAAGUGGAGGAGUUCAAGUAUCUUGGGGUCUUGUUCACGAGUGAGAGAAGACUGGAAUCGGAGAUCGACAGGCGGAUGGGUGCAACGUCCGCAGUGAUGCAGACUUUUUAUUGGUCCGUUGUGGUAUAGAAGGAGCUAAGCUGAAAGGCGAAGCUCUAUAUUUACCGGUCGACCUACGUUCCUACCCUCACCUAUGGUCACGAGCUGUGGGUCGAAAGAACAAGAUCCCGGCCCGGAUACAAGCGGCCGAAAUAAGUUUCCUCUGCAGGGUGUCCGGGCUCUCCCUUAGAGAUAGGGUGAGAAGCUCGGUCAUCCGGAUGGGGCUCAGAGUCGAGCCGCUGCUCCUCCGCAUUGAGAGGAGCCAGAUGAGUUGGCUCGGAGGAUCUGAGUCGGAUACCUCCCGGACGCCUCCCUGGUCAGGUGUUCCGGGCACAUCCCACCGGGAGGAGACCCCAGGGCCGACCCAGGACACGCUGGAGAGACUACGUCUUUCGGCUGGCCUGGGAAUGCCUCGGGAUCCCCCCAGAAGAGCUGGAUGAAGUGGCUUGGGAGAGGGAAGUCUGGGCGUCCCUGCUAAAGCUACUGCCCCCACGACCCGACCUCAGAUAAGCGUUCUCGAGAAUGGGACAGCGUGGACCCUGACGUCCGCGCUCGGCUACAAAACCGCAGCGAGGACGGUGAAUUCUGGUUGUCCUUCAGCGACUUCCUGCGUGAGUUCAACAGUUUGAAAAUCUGUAACCUGACAGCCGACGCCCUCCAGAACAGCCAGAUGACGACAUGGAGCUCAUCGCUGUAUCCCGGCGAGUGGAGACGGGGCAGCACGGCCGGAGGCUGCCGGAACAAUCCUGCGACCUUUUGGCUAAAUCCGCAGUUCAAGUUGCUGCUGCGGCACCCCGACGCGCCCGGCACUUCGGAUUGCAGCUUCCUUGUGUCGCUCAUGCAGAAAGACCACAGGAAGAAGCGGCGGGAAGGCAAAAACAUGGAGACCAUCGGCUUCGCCGUCUACGAGGUUCCCGACGAGGCUAAAGGGCAGAGGGGGGUCCACUUGAAGCAGAACUUCUUCCAGACGCACGCUAUUAGCGCUCGCUCCGAAUGCUUCAUCAAGUCGAGGGAGGUCAGCAGGCGUCUGCGUCUCCCGGCCGGCGAGUACGUCAUCGUGCCGUCCACCUUUAAGCCGCACAAGGAGGCCGACUUCAUCCUGCGGGUUUUCUCCGAGAAGGCCGCCGACUCCGAGGAGCUGGAUGACGACGUGGUGGCGGAGCUUCCGAUCGAGAACUAUUUGGACGAGAGUCAGAUUGACGCCGGCUUCAAGAGUCUCUUCCGACAGCUGGCUGGUCCGGACAUGGAGAUCAGCAUCAACGAGCUGCAGACCAUCCUGAACCGCAUCACCGGCGAGCCAACAGAAAAAGACCUCAAGACGGACGGCUUCACCAAAGAGGCGUGUCGCAGCAUGAUCAACCUCAUGGACUCGGACGGCAGUGGCAAGCUGGGCUUGGUCGAGUUCAACGUGCUGUGGGAGAAGAUUCAACGCUACAUGACCAUAUUCAGGAACUAUGACCUGGACAAGUCGGGAAGCAUGAGCUCCUACGAGAUGAGGAGGGCGCUGGAGUCCGCAGGCUUCAAGCUGACCAAUCACCUGUUCCAGCUCAUCAUCCUGCGAUACGCCGAGGAAGACAUGGCCGUCGACUUUGACAACUUCGUCACAUGUCUCGUCCGCCUGGAGUCCACGUUCAAAACAUUCAAGAUCAUGGACACGGACGCAGACGGCGUCAUCGCACUCAACGUCUCCCAGUGGCUCUCCCUCACCGUGUUCGCCUAGACCCCAGCAGGCAGCCUACCCGGUGCCUUCAGAUGCCGUGACGUCAUCAAUUCAGGAUGAAGCCUAAAAGCACCAUAACCUUUGACGGUGAACUUUAUUUGACCUUUUCUAAACUUAAGACUGUUCAGUUGGUCAAUAUAUCAGUACUUUUUGCACAAAUUGCUGUUCUCUAACAAGGAGCUGAACAACAAAAAUUCACAAUGUGUUUGAUUCAUGGAACUUUCCAAGCAUAUACACUCCUAUGCCUUUCUGUGACUCUUCCAGUUGCAACCUGCUGAUGACUUCUGUGUGACACUUGAAAUGGCAAGGUACUGUUGAUGAAUUGUUAGGGGGUGUUUGGGACUUAUGAUGUCAAAAUGUUACCAGCGUAACAUCAAGCUUUGUUAAAAUACAUAUUUUAAUUGAACCAGGAACUGUAUUAACACAUGUUGUGAUGUUGCCGGCAAGUUGUGCAAAAAGGACUGAAUCAUUGAACAGUUGGACAUGUGAAUUCAAAUGUUCAGUAAAGGUCAAAUGAAGUUCACCGGGGUUUAAAGAUCAUAAUGUAUUUUAGGUUCGUCCUGAAAAUUUCCCCUUUAAAAGCCCAACAGCCCUAAUUUUUCUCAAGUGGUGUAUAUUGUUAACAACAAAUUAAUUUUAAAAUCAGAAGUCAUGGAAAAUUAUGGUAUGUAAAUAUUUAAGUGUAAAACGACUGUUCCAUUUUAGUUAAGAGGGUAUUUCGUGUAAAAAAAAAUGAAGAGUACAGAAAAAAGUGCCAUUUUGGUAAAAGAACCAACCCAUUGAUACAGAAACAUGAAGUAGACACACUUUUAAUUUAGUGGGUCGCAUAAAGUGAUGCGGCAGGCAUAUGUGGGCCCCAGUCCUUGAGUUUGACACCUGUUAGUUUAGCGUUUUGUAACCUCACCGCCAUCUCGUGCGGACCCGCGUGGGGUUCCCAUAUUCACCUUUUUGCACAUUUGCGUUAUUGUGCGUCAAGCCAAGCCCGAGACGAACAGAGUAGUUGCAGGCGUGAAGGUGUAGACACGGCUUCCAGCUAUGCUUCCUGUGCCAAACUGCUCGCCAUUUUUGGGAGCACCAAGUAUAACCGUGACAGUGAUGACAUGCAUGUGUAGCUUUUUUUUAUGGUGGAACUAAAAACACUUUUGUCACUCUGAAGAAGAACAUCCUGUUUACACGCAUUAUGAAAGCCGAUCAAUGUCACAGAGUGUGUCGUAAUAAAAACCUUUGAUGAACAUUAGAAAGAAAACAGUUGAACUCAAUCGCAUUUGUUGACGUUAAUCAGUUGUUAACUUACAAAUGAAUUACGAGGAGGAGGAACGGAACGGACCGGAAUGCGAGUUUGACCUUUGGGAGAAGGAAAGAUGGCUCAGGCGUCGCUGUUGUUGUGCUCCAUCCUGCUCCGUCCUCUGCAGGACCUCCUCGUGGUUGGCCUUCUCCUCGCUGUGUAGUCCAUCACCGCCCGGUCGGUGAUCAGCGACAGGGCGAAGACGCGCAUGCCGCAGUGGCGAGCCACGAUCACCUCGUAGACCGUGCUCAAGGGAGGCGUCACUCCAGCCGGACUCAAGUGGGACUUUUGACUUGCUUGUCUAAUAACUUGACUCUUAACGACUUGCUUGAGAUUUAGUAAGGACUCGACUUGCCACUCACGCGACUUACUCCCACCUCUGGCGAGCACUAGCAAGCGCAACUCACGCCAAACUUGGGUUGCGCGAGGCACACUUAACCUCUGCGCCAGAUGCUUCACGAAUUGCGCGCGCUCCGUUUCCUACCGAUUGUCGUUGGGUUGUUCCCAGCGAAGCCCGGAAUGGUAAGUCCCCAAAUGAUAAGUCUGGAUAAAUGCACACACAACAUAAAAACAAACCUAUGAAUAGCAGCAAGCCAUUGUUUGUGUUAUCCAAGGACAUUCCCAAGCAGGUCACUGAUGGUGUAGUGGUACACUCGCCUGACUUUGGUGCGGUCAGCGUGGGUUCAGUUCCCACUCAGUGACGGUGUGAAUGUGGGUGCGAAUGGUUGUCCGUGUCUAUAUGUGCCCUGCAACUGACUAGCGACCAGUUCAGGGUGUAGUCCGCCUUUCGGCCGAAGUCUGCUGGGAUAGGCUCCAGCGCCCCGCGACCCUAACCAGGAUAAGCGGUGUUGAAAAUGGAUGGAUAAGAUAGUUCAUGUAACUGAAAAAUACACACAGAUGGUAACAGACAAUAAUUUCCAGUGUCCUCUUCUUGCAGCUUGCCUCGUCCGUGCAGCCAGUCGCCCUGCGGGCUGUUCUCGCACUUUGCUCCCCUGACACAGUCUUUGCAAAGCUCGUAUUAGUUCGCCUGCAGCUGCGGGCUUUCUUUAAGGUGCCGAGAAUACAAUCAUCCUUGGUGCAUGAACUGUUUCUCGGUAAACAUCGAAUAGGUUAACACCUGUUAUAAAACUCUGCAAUAUAGCAGAACCGCGAAGCAAGAACCGUGCUUUAUAGCGUAGGAUUAAAGUAAAUACAAACAUAUACAGUGAAAAAUUAUUUUACAAAAAGCCUCACUGCUGUAGCGUAUGAGUUUAGCAAAAAUCUAAUUAAUUGAGGAGAAAAGAAUAAGCCGAAAGCGACGCCUGCGGUACUUUUAUUAAUUAAUUAAUUAAUUUUAAGUUUAAUUGUUGAACUCAAACUAAUUUUAUCUAGUAAAGGGGCACCACAUCACUUUUUAUGUGGAUAAAAUUUAGGAAAAGCGAAACCUUUUUAUCAGUCUCGUAAUCUAAAGGUUGCUACACGAUGAAAUGUUUUAGUUCUAGAUGACGGAGGUUUACUUAAACUCAGAACACACAAAAUAAAACCAAGAGUGGAAUUUUAUAGUAUAUUUAAUGACAUCUACAAGGGCUCUAGAGGGAAACACACAAAAGGGGUCGAACUAAAGAAAGAAAAUAACAUGAAUAAAUGAAAUAGAACAUCGUGUGUUGGACUAAAGUUGGGAACGUGAGUGUUUGCUGCCUCCAGUGUGGAUGGGAGAGAGAGAGAGAGAGGACAAAGUUGAGAUUUUGCUCGUAAUUUCCCCAAACUUAUUAGGCACUAAUAUUGUAGUCUGGCAAAAGUUUGCCAUGUCUACUCACGACCGUAGGAUCAAGCUGGGGGGUGGUGGUCUCUCUUGGGGCUCGUCUCAGGGAGCAUUGAGGCAGAUUUGGUUGAAGGAAAAAAAACGUAGAAAAGCAAAACAAACAAAAGAGGCAGAAGAUGAAAAAUGGCUGGUCGUCAUGCCUCAAAAGGGGGGGGGGGGGGAAUGACCAUGUCUCUUCCUGCCUUUUUUUUGUGGUUCCCUGGCAAAUCCAGAGCGAUCACGCUUGGCUGGAAGCGUACCUGGUACUUUUGCACCAGCUGCUCUGAUCGCCUAGCGGUGGACCACGGAAAGGCUGGGAAGCCUGGUCUCCAUUCCCAAGGCCCGCGGUUACUGUGUGCUCAAACAAAGAAAGGGCAGGGGGAGGGGCGGCCGAAGCCAGCCCGUGGCUGGCCAGAUGCCAGCAAGACAAGAGGAGAAGAAAAAAAAAACGAGAGAGCGAGAAGGCGGGAGUUAAGACUUAAAUACCCCAGAGGCGGGGCGUGGGCAGGAGGGAUUGACGACUUGGAGAAGACCACACACAUUAAGUUGCAUCUUGUCUACAAAUUUGAUAAAAUGGGUUAAAAAUCAUAUAUUAAUAUAAAAUAACCUCAACUUGGUACUCUCUUUAUUGAGAGGUCAAGCAUCUCGGACUGACUGUUUAUAUUUUAGCUUUGGCAAAUCAACUGCUUAUGGUUCAAAUCACUUUUAUGCUGCUUGGAGUCAAAUCAAGACAAACAAUUCUCAAAACCUCGCACUUGCACUUGUACAGUUAGCACUGACACAGAUAUCAAGGCAUACAUUUAGAAUAUUUCUGCAGAGUUCGUGAACUAUCAAAACAGACAUUUAUCCUUGGUUAACAUCAAAUGAGAGUCCCUCCGGUGCGACUUGCAGUUCCCCUCGACGUCUGCGGGUGUCCCAGCAAUUGUUCCUAUUCCCGGUGGCACAUUUGGGGGCCUUUGAUGCUUGGGAGUUCAGACUUUGAGGGUUGAUGUUAAUUAACGGCACUGUGAUGAGCCAGGCUAGCUAGCUAUCGUGUCACUAAGUUAAUAUUCAUCGCCUCCAUGCCAGCUUCGUCACUGGCACAAGACGGCAGCACGGAAUGUCCCUGGAGUAAAUGAGACAUCCAGAGCAGCGGAAAUGCCAGAGGGGAGCUGCCUGCGUGAUGAAGUUACCGUCGCUGAGUCACUAAUCAUCGCCUGCAUGGCGGCUUUGUUGGCAGAUUACUAUGUCCCAUCAUGUGCGGACAACAACUGUGUGCUAACAAGAAUUUUACUUGACAUUGUUGGAUCUAUCUCACCCAACACCUAUAAAAAUGCACAAAAGGAA